AUGGCAGAGGCUACAGUAAACUUCUUCCUACAGAGACUGGUGUCUCUAUUACUUCGAGAGACUGAAACCUUCGCCGGACUCGAAGAUCAAAUGGAAAGGAUAAAAGGAGCAAUUAAGGAGAUUCGAUGUUUCUAUGGAGAUAGAGGGAAUACAGAAGACGAUGCUGCCUUUUCUACCUGGGAAACUGAACUUAAAAAUAUACUUGAUGACUUGGAUGAUGAUGUCGAUGAAUUGUUAUUCAGAUGGAUCAUCAACAUGGGUCUGAAGGUAGAAUCUCGACUUGCUGAAACCAUUCACAGAAUGAGCGAACUGAAGAAUUCAAGCACCAUUGAAGGUAGGAGGGGAAAAAAGAAGAUCACAAGGAACAGCCCCAUGGAAAGUAAGAAGUCCAGACAGGACUUGAUUCAAUUGCCAGUGAAGGAGAGAAGCAAGAUGAUGGAGGUAACAAAGAGCAAUUUCAUGGAUACAGAGAAGAAUUACUGGAUAGCUAAGGGGAGAUUGAUUCGGCUGUUGGUAGCCGAAGGUCUUAUACAAGAACAAGCUGGUCAAAUAUUGGAGGAUGUAGCAGAAAAGAAUAUUAAUGAACUGGUGAGCCAGGGAAUGCUUCAAGUAGAUGAUGCAUGCCGAGAUAACGGAACUAAAGUCGUUGUUUCCUCUCCUUAUCGGGUGUUCCUUCGUGAUACCUACAUAACAGCUCAACCCGAUUCAGAUUUUUCCAUCCCAACUAAAGCACGCCGUAUUUUAACUCCAGAUAUGAAGAAAGUUGCACGGAGUUUAAACAAUAUCCGACCCCGGGCUUUAUUCUUGUUUGGGAAGCAAGAACUUCCUGACGAGAACUGGCUGAAUUUUGAAGGGGCAAAAUUUUUGCGGGUGCUAGAUCUAGAAGAUGCAAAGAUCAAGAGAUUACCAGACGAAGUGGGAGACCUGAUUCACCUGACAUUUCUUGGAUUGAAAAACAAUGACAUAAAUGAGCUUCCAGACAGAUUUGGUAAUUUGCAAGCACUACAGACUUUGGAUGUUAGAAGGUGUAGGGAUUUGACAGAGCUACCAAUCCAGAUCCUCAAGCUUGUAAGACUGAGGCACCUCAAAAUGCACGAGAACAAAAAUGUUAGCGGGAUGAAGCUACCAGAGGGAAUAGGUAGACUCGGAAGCCUCCUGACCCUCACUGGUGUAUAUGCUGGUGGUGGCAUUGCAGGAGAACUAGGGAAGCUGACACAGCUUAGAAGGCUGGGAGUGAUGGAUGUUGCUGAAGAGAACGCAAGUGAACUAUAUGCUUCAAUAAUGGAGAUGCAGGGCCUUCUUUCCUUGUCUCUAGAAGCAAAGGACACUUUUGACAAAGGGCACCUUGUCCUCCAGGAUUCAUUCUCACCAUCGCCUCUCCUUAGGAAAGUUCGCCUUGAAGGACGUCUAGAAAAAAUACCGAACUGGCUAGGUUCAAUGGAGUUUCUUACAAAGAUAAGGCUAGGUUUUUCUCAUUUAUCUGAGAAUCCAACAUUAGUUCUUCAGGUCCUACCUAAUCUGAAAAAUCUAACCCUGUGGCAUGCUUAUGAUGGAAGGCAGUUAGGGAAAGACUUCUGCAAGGCUGGUGGAUUUCCCAAGCUUGAGGUUCUCAUCAUCGCUUCUCCUGUUCUUGAGGAAUGGACAGAGCUUGAGGAGGGAGCACUACCAAGAUUACAGUACCUUCACUUCCAUAGCUGCUCGAAUCUGAGGAUGCUCCCUGAAGGUUUGCAAUUUGUCACCACAUUGGAGAAAUUGGUUUUGCUGCCUUUGCUUGAUGAGCAUGAAGAAAGAUUGAAACCUGAUGGCGGGGUAGAAAAUUACAAGAUUAGGCACAUUCCAAAGAUAACAUUCAUUCGUACAUCUGCUGUGGCUUCCAUGUUCGAUGCCCAAUUCGGCACUUUCCCCCAACCCUCCACACCCAGUGACAGAUGA
Messenger RNA from Dovyalis caffra, 1932 nucleotides. Lineage: Eukaryota; Viridiplantae; Streptophyta; Magnoliopsida; Malpighiales; Salicaceae. The record is from the annotation of a GenBank genome assembly.